Molecule: messenger RNA, 825 nt
Organism: Astyanax mexicanus (Mexican tetra)
Lineage: Eukaryota; Metazoa; Chordata; Actinopteri; Characiformes; Acestrorhamphidae
Product: C-type mannose receptor 2-like
Exons: 3
Coding region: 28-825 (265 amino acids)
Source: RefSeq, a predicted model, not a curated record
AAUAUUGUUAGAUAUUUGAUUCUAGAAAUGGAUCAGAAGUUGAUCUUGGUCUUCUUACUGUUCUCAGCUGUGUGUGGUGUAUCUCCAUACGUUCCUCAUCGGUAUCACUUUGUGAAUGAGAAUAAAACCUGGACUGAAGCUCAGAACUACUGCAGACAGACCUACACUGAUCUGGCCACCAUCAACAACAUGGAUGAGAUGAAGAAGCUGAACGAGACUCUGAAGGGUAAAGGUGGAGACUUUGUUUGGAUUGGUCUGAACAGAGGGGAUACUGGGAAAUGGCGGUGGUCUCAGCCAGAUGGAAAUUUCUACACUGUAGGAGAUAAAGACCAGAACUGGAGACGUGGAGAACCAAAUAAUCUUGGAGGGAAUGAGUUCUGUGCUGCGAUGAAUGAACAAGAUGGAAAGUGGUUUGAUGAAAACUGUGAGAGUAAACAUACUUUCAUAUGUUUUAAUGAUGAGCUGAUCUUGAUCCAGGAGAAUCUGAGCUGGAGAGAAGCUCUGAGAUACUGCAGAGAGAAUCAUGUGGACCUGGUCUCAGUUCACUCUGAGGAGAUCCAGCUCUGGGUGAAGGAUGUGGCUCAGAAAGCCUCCACUGAUCAUGUGUGGCUGGGUCUGCGUCACACCUGCACUCAGGGAUUCUGGUUCUGGACGAGUGGGUUUACCGUCUGCUAUGAUAACUGGGCUCCAGGUAACGGAACAGAAGGAGAAGACUGCAGUCCUGUAGAGAGAACCGGAGCAGUGCAGGCUAGAGGAGAUCAGCAGUGGGUCAGCCUGCCUGAGAACCAGACUCUCAACUUCAUCUGCAUGAAAUAUGAAGGUUAG